UCCUUCAGUCACAAGCGUAUAUGUUGUUUUAUGAAAAAAGGAAUUCAUCUGUUAAACAAGGCUUGAGUUAUGCUAAGACCAGUUCCGCAUUUGGUCCUCCAGCUACACCUAGUGGGUAUGGAAACCGUUCAGAGCCAGGCCUUGCCAAAUACCGCGUUGCGUCUAUUAGAACAUCAGCUUCUCAGAUCCACACACCCAUCAGUAACCAUGCAUCUUCAAAACAGAGGCAUCCACGUUCGAGAUCAACCACAUAUGAGUCUGGUAAGCAGGUUUCUUCAGAGAGGCCAUGGAAGUCGCCUGAUGAGUCUUCGUAUUCAAGUUGGAGGUAAAGUGAUUU
This is a messenger RNA of Papaver somniferum (opium poppy), 337 nucleotides long. RefSeq lists its product as uncharacterized. NCBI's taxonomy places the organism in Eukaryota, Viridiplantae, Streptophyta, Magnoliopsida, Ranunculales, Papaveraceae. The transcript is spliced from 2 exons. The record is from RefSeq and is a predicted model, not a curated record. The coding region runs from base 21 to 329 and encodes 102 amino acids.